Messenger RNA from Aplysia californica (California sea hare), 670 nucleotides. Its product is annotated as ankyrin repeat and protein kinase domain-containing protein 1. Gene Ontology annotation, molecular function: protein binding. Gene Ontology annotation, cellular component: nucleus; cytoplasm. The record is from RefSeq and is a predicted model, not a curated record. Lineage: Eukaryota; Metazoa; Mollusca; Gastropoda; Aplysiida; Aplysiidae.
ACCAAGCUCCCCCUAUGCUGUCUCUUUCGGUGUUCGGUAACUUCCCACCGCGAAAACCGAUGACGUCAUCCCCGCCCUAUUCUGACGCGCGCACGGAAGCUGUCACGUUCUUGGGUCUGCUGCGCCAAAACGAGGACCGGCUGGUGGAACGUACCAAGAUGUUGGUCAGGGGCAACCGGGCUUUCAUACAGGAGGUGUUCACCGCCGUAAUCGACGAAUGGACGCCGCUUCACGCCUGCACCCUCCGCGGCGCCCGCAAACUGGUCAAAGUGGCGCUCAAAGCCGGCGUGGACCCCAACAUAGAAAUGGGGAAUCCACAAGGCCUGCCGGGCCGCUGCACGCCGCUGCACCUUGCCGCCUACCGAGGCGACGUGAGCAUCCUUCAGCUGCUGGUGCAGAAUGGUGCCCGGGUGGACGCUCGUGACAAUACCAACCACACGCCUUUGCACUACGCCGCCACGCGUAGCAAUAGCUUGGCGGCGCGGAAACUUCUCAAGUACGGCGCUGAUACUUCCGAAUUAUCCCCAGAGCACCUCGAGUUCUACAAAGACGAUGUUCCGAAGGGGAACAAGGUCUCCGCGCUGUUGUGUAUUCCUUCGCGGAGCAAUUCUCAGAAGCGGAACGGGAGCUCCAGAUAUAAACUCGGGGCGUCUUAGUAACCCCCCCACCC